UUCGCGCACGUUCGAAGGUGGUGGUUUUGGUGGUUUUGGAACCAGGGAACAAGCCUUUGUGCUCUCUUCCUCCCCGAAGAACGCACUCAUUUAUAGCGCAGACAGCUUACUCGGUCUGUGUCCCUUUAUCCUGUCAGGUCUUGCGGUGUACCCUUUAUCAAUGCACAGUGAAGCAGUUCGCUCUAGUGCAGACAAACAGACGUGAUUGAAGUAGAUCACAGAAGCCUCAUGGUAUAAAUUUCGGUCUAUGGGACUCCGAAAUAACUAUGAAUGUUCCGGUGUUACUCGCAAGAGGCUCAUGGGUCUAGUUUCACUUGCAGACAUGGAGAGGAGAAUUCUGUGGAGUUCAGCAAACAGCAAGACGAGAGUUCUGAGUUGAAUUUACAAGAAGUGGGAGAGUGGAAGCAAAGCAGCCCGAGUAGUCUGUCUCUGUUCUCGCGGAGUCCUUCCAUUAAGCGAAGUCAUUUUUCAUGGCCUCGAUUUUAAAUUAUUCUUUCCCGUCU
Messenger RNA from Marchantia polymorpha subsp. ruderalis, 503 nucleotides. The record is from the annotation of a GenBank genome assembly. Lineage: Eukaryota; Viridiplantae; Streptophyta; Marchantiopsida; Marchantiales; Marchantiaceae.